Nematocida ausubeli is the source of this 603-nucleotide messenger RNA. RefSeq lists its product as uncharacterized. The record is from RefSeq and is a predicted model, not a curated record. The coding region runs from base 1 to 603 and encodes 200 amino acids. The transcript has a single exon. Lineage: Eukaryota; Fungi; Microsporidia.
AUGAAGAUGUUGUGCAUUCUUGUGGUUCUAGGAAUUUUUUGCAUUGGAUAUGUGCGCAGCAUGGACACAAUAUUUGCAAACAAUGAGCUAGGAUAUCUGUACAGUGAGGGGAAAGAAGGAUACGUGUAUAAUACACCAGUCACAGGAGAGGGAAAUAUAAAAAGUGUCCUUGCCAUAUCAGAAAGAGUUGACGAAGUCACUCCGUUAAAAGUGAUAAGAAGGGAGUUCAAGGACAUUACAUACCACAUUAUAGCUGCUCCUGAGGAACUGUGCAGUUCUGCAGGGGACAGCCCCCAAAACACAGCAGCGUGCGUGUUUAGCUACAACAAAAACCUUGGGAAUAGAACUGGCUUGGUUCUAGCCUACGAAAGGCCCAGCUUCAACAACUAUUUUAUGUUUUCGCUCCCACUGACAAAUGACACUAAUGGAUUCCAGAUAUACAACCAAGGCCAGUGUGUUACUAUAGAUUCCAUGGGAGCACUAGAUCUUGCUGAGUGCAUUGACGCAGACUCACUUUCUAGGCAGAUGCAGAUUUUUAGAUGGGUAGACAAGAAGUGGUAUGACCGCGGAAUGGCACGAAGAAAUUCACCAAAUCCAAAAUAA